Pongo pygmaeus (Bornean orangutan) is the source of this 9445-nucleotide messenger RNA. RefSeq names its product semaphorin 3G (gene SEMA3G). The record is from RefSeq and is a predicted model, not a curated record. Bases 4488 to 7124 code for a protein of 878 amino acids. Lineage: Eukaryota; Metazoa; Chordata; Mammalia; Primates; Hominidae. Gene Ontology annotation, molecular function: semaphorin receptor binding; chemorepellent activity. The transcript has 16 exons. Gene Ontology annotation, biological process: negative chemotaxis; axon guidance; neural crest cell migration. Gene Ontology annotation, cellular component: plasma membrane.
AGAGUCUCGCUCUGUCACCCAGGCUGGAGUGCAGUGGUGCGAUCUCAGCUCACUGCAAGCUCUCCCUCCCGGAUUCACGCCAUUCUCCUGCCUUAGCCUCCUGAGUAGCUAGGACUACAGGCGCCCACCACCACACCCAGCUAAUUUUUUUGUAUUUUUACUAGAGAUGGGGUUUCACCAUGUUAGCCAGGAUGAUCUCGAUCUCCUGACUUUGUGAUCCACCCGCCUCGGCCUUCCAAAGUGCUAGGAUUACAGGUGUGAGCCACCGCGCCCGGCCUUUUUCUUUUUUUGAGACAGAGUCUCGCUCUGUCACCAGACUGGAGCGCAGUGGCACAAUCUCUGCUCACUGUAACCCCGCCUCCCAGGCUCAAGCGAUCCUCGUGCCUCAGCCACCCGAGUAGCUGGGAUUACAGGCGCCCGCCACCACACCCGGCUAAUAUUUGUAUUUUUAGUAGAGACAAGGUUUCACCAUGUUUCCCAGGCUAGUCUUGAACUCCUGAGCUCAAGUGAUUCGCCCACCUUGGCCUCCCGAAGUGCUGGGAUUACAGGUGUGAGCCACCGUGCCCAGCCUAAUCUGGUGGAAUUUUAAGGAGAUGAGUACAGUGGGAAAACCAGCACGGGCUGGAGUGGAGACUAAAGGCGUGGUAGGCCCAUGAGUUACAGUGGUCUGGGAAAGCUCCCUAGAGGAGCUGACUCUGCGUGAGAUCUGGGGGAACCACAGGGAACCAGCCAUGGGAGGCCGUGGAGAAAGACUGGGAAGGUCUCAGGAGCAGAAAAGCAGUGUUGGGCUGGAAACCAAGCCCCAGCAGUCUUGGGAGACAUGGGCAGUGCCAGUCCCCAUGAGGACCCAGUCGAUGUGAGGGGUGAUGGCUGCAGAGGGCAAAAGGGGUGGGAGAGAGGGAGCCAGGAGCUGGCCUGAAGUGGGGGCAGGCUCUGGGCAAGAAAGCCCGGUGGCUCCCAGUACAGUGGGGUGCUGGGGAGAGUGGGUGGGGGUACAUGGAUUCAAGGCACAUUUUGGAAAUAGAAUGGACAGAGUUUGCUGAAGGCUUGAAUGUGAAGGGUGAGAAAUAAGAAAAUUCAAAAUGACCCUUAGCUUUUUGGCCGAACUGCCAUUUCCUGAGAUAUGGAAGCUGAGAGGAGACACAGGUUCAGCCAUUGGUAAUUGGGAAGUGGAGGUUACUUCCCAACACUAGGUUUUAGUGGGGUUUUUUGUUUUUUUCUUUUCAUUUGAAAUUCCAGGCUUGCAAAAAUAAUACAAAGAACUCCCAUUUACAGGUACCCCAGCUUCCCUAAAUGUUAACAUUUUAACCACAGAAGGAUCAAACACAGGAAAUGAAUAUUGACAUAAAUACUGCUAAUUAAUCUGCAGAGCUUAUUGAAGUUCUGUCAGUUGUCCUAAAGUCCUUGUCCUGGAGCAGGAACCAAUCCAAGAUGGCACUAACGUGACCUCGUGCUCCUGUCUCCUUACUCCCCACCAGCCUGUGACAGUCCUCAGUGUUUCCUCAUCACCUCUGAAGAGCUGAGGCCAGUUAUUCUGUAGAAUCUCACUCACUUUGGAUUUGUCUGGUGGCCCCAGGGUUUGGGAACUUGCAGGCCCCCAGGCCUCAGCCGCCUGAGCAGGAGGGUUUCCGUGGAGCAGAGGGGUGGGAGCCCGACAGGAGUGAGCUGAAGUACAGGGGAGAUGGUGGGUGUGGGCAACACCCAGGGAACAGAGAAAGGGACCCAAGCUGGGGGGCGAUACGGGGUCCAGGGAAGCUCAGACAAGGGCCACGUGUGCUCGGGUUGAAGGGAGUGAGGAUUGUCAGAAAGGAGCAGUGGGGGAAGGAGGGCUCUGCCACAUCCUGGUUCUCUUUUCAUCAGCUGUGGUGGGGAGAGGGACAGGUCCUGGGACAGGAGGAGGAGAUGAAUGGCCCUGCUUGCAGAUGGAACAGGAGGAGGAGAUGAAUGGUCCUGCUUGCAGAUGGAAGCCCCAGAGGAGACUGUAGGAGGGUUGGGGUGGGGAGGGAGGAGCUGUGAGGGAUGGCUGAUGGGAAGCAGGGGAACUCACCCUCUGCAAGCAGCUGGAGGUCCGUGGGGGUGGGGGGGGGCAUGGCAUUGUCCUAGUAUCCCUGUUCCAUCCAUGAAAUUGGUGGGGAGGGGACUGGGGGCAUCCAUUCCUUCCAGGCAUGCCCACCCCAGAAUUCUGGCUGGGAGAGGCUGGGCUGUGACCCUCCACAUACCCACCUGGUGGCACCUGCUGCAUGAACGCGCACUUCACAUAGGUAUCAGCCCAGCUCACCAUCUCCCACUAGUACAUGGCAUUUUGCGUCCUUCAUGCAUCACCUAGUUUUGCCUGUUUUGCUGCGUCCUUUCCAUUUCUGGGCUUUUGCUUGGAUAGUGUUUCCUCCAUGAAGCCUCCCUUGAUUUCCUCCAUCAAGAGCAAUCACUGGAGCAUCUUCUACUGCUCCUGCUUCUUUAUAUUGUGUUUGCCUGGUUACUGCUAGCGUCCUCAGGAGGCUGCAGUUUCUGCUGGGUGGCCCUGCUACCCCCAACACAGGGCCUGACACAGCAAGUUUGGGGGCCUCCUGCAGUUCCUUCUUUGUCCACUAGAUGACACACGAUACCUGUGUCUGGGCCCAUUGAUCCUCGAAUUCAGAGCACCCCUGUGGUCUUUCCCACCUGCAGCUGGCAAGCAGCGGGGCCUUUAGAGACGAUCCCUACCCUCUGCCCCCAAGCCUGGACAACUGAAGCCCAGAGAGGGAGAGGACCUGACUGAGGCCACACACGUUAACAGUAGAGUUCGGACUCCCAGCCUGCCACAGGCUCUUUCCGCAGUGUGGAGUAGGCUGCCCCCACACCCUGCCCCAGUUGACCCAGGCCUCCCUGCAACCCCUGCUGGGUGUCUGGCUGAGCUGAGACCCCAGGGUGGGCUGGCAGGCUGAGGAGUGUUGGGCCUCCUGCCCGCCGCUGGUGGUCACAUGCUGGCUGAAGGGCUGCCUGGCUUAGUCUCCAGUUAGAAGUUGGCCCCAGCUUGGGCAGUGUGCUGGCCACACCUCCCCAGGGAAACAGAGGCAGAAGCAGUCCACCCCAAGGUCCCAGGAUAUGGUCACCCUGACAGCAGCCCCUGCGCAAGCCCACUCAUCAGGUUAUAAAGGCUGCUUACACCCAGGGUGGCUGGUCCCUGGCGCUGGGAGGAGGAGGCAGACCCAGAGACGGAAGGGCCUUGGCCAAGGCUCUCCAGCAGGGCCAGAGGCAGGGCUGGGCUGCGCUCCAUCACUGGCUUCUGUGGGCAGCCCCUUGCCCACCUCCAGGCCAGCCCCCCGCUGAAGGAGGCAUGUGUGAGUGAAGGGAGAUGGGGACAGGGAGGCAGAGCUGUAGGUCUCUGGGACCUGUCAUGCUGACCCGAGAAGCCAACCUGUUUCCAUUUCAGGAUUGAGGUAGGGGAGGAGGGUGGGGUCCCCAUACUCCCAAGAAGGCCCAGAAGCAAAGGAGGGUCCCAGGAAGGGGCAGGGCUGAGCUGGACGCAUUCUCAGCCUGCUCUGUGGCCUGGGCCAGGUCCAUCCCUCUCUGAGUGCCCCCCCAGUUCCCUGACCACCAUCGGAGGGCCCAGGCUGGUCCAUGUGGGAGGCCCAACCUGCAGGAGCUGUUAGAAUCCUGGGAACUCAAACUCCAGCUCAAAAUCAAAAUCUCUUUAGUGCCCAGGGCCUCAGGUUCUGAGUGUAGGGAUUACACUCAGUGAGUGUAGGGACUGUUCUGGGGCAGGGAGCAUGGGGAGGUCCCGUCACUCACCCCAGAUUCAGGCCCUCAGUCCCAUUUCCCCUUUGGCCCUCUUCUGUGGCUUUCUGUGCCCCCCGCUGCCCAGUCAGCAUUCAGGGUGGGGGAAGUGACCUCUAAGAGAUCACAGGUGUCUAUAGGGUCUAUGGAGCAUGGGGUCCCUGGGAAGAACCAUCACUGACCUGGUAAAGCUCUGGACCCUGAGUCUCUGGAAGGACUGGAGGCCUGAGGGAGGCAGGGCAAGGGGAGGUUCCCUCGGCAUGGAGUCCCCUGAUGCCUCUGUCCCCUACCCCAAAGGAAGCCUGGUGAGCUGAGAUGGGGCAUGUAGAUGUGGGGAGAGGCUGGGGUGCCUGGAAGCCAGAUGGGGACAGGCCUGGGUGGAAGAGACUGGGCAGUCAUCUCUUGCUGUCUCUAUGAAGUGUUGCCAGACCUCAAACACCUGCCUAGUACAUGGCGCCCCUUGGGCUGGGAAUGGCCCUCCACCCCUACCCAGGGGAGCUGGAGAGUCUGGCCGAAGCUUCAGGGGGCUGGAAUAUCCUGGAAUUGGGGUAGGGCCAGUUUGGAAGGUCUCUGCUGUGGGCAGUGAAGGGGCAGAGAACAAGGCAGAGCCCAGCUAGGCCCCUACCCAGCCCAUCAACCUUGACCUCUGAUCCCUGACCUCCCUUCCAGGCUCUCUCCCCACUUGUCACUUUGCUGGAGCCUAAGGACCUGCAUUUGUGGACAUCUCUGUACACAUGGCCCGUGCCCUAGCUGGGAAGAUCUUCCCAAUGGGGAGCUGGCCAGUGGGACACAAAAGCCUGCACUGGGCCAACAAGGUGAAAGGAGAAGCGGCAGGUGGACGGCAAGGCCCUGGCCUCCUUGUCUCCUCCGCCCCUCUUUCCGCCCAGGACUGGGUGGAGCCACUGCCUUAUAAGUGGUGGCCUGGUGGCAGCAGAGCAAACUACAACCGGCGGCCAGCGGGACCAGAGGGACCAGAGGGCGGCUCUGCAGGCAGGCGGCAGCGGUGCCCUCAGUUCCCCAGCAUGGGCCUCUUGGCCUGGGCCAUCUGCUGGCUGCUGGGGGGCCUCCCGCUCCAUGGGGGUAGCUCUGGCCCCAGCCCCGGCCCCAGUGUGCCCCGCCUGCGGCUCUCCUACCAAGACCUCCUGUCUGCCAACCGCUCUGCCAUCUUUCUGGGCCCCCAGGGCUCCCUGAACCUCCAGGCCAUGUACCUAGAUGAGUACCGGGACCGCCUCUUUCUGGGUGGCCUGGACGCCCUCUACUCUCUGCGGCUGGGCCAGGCAUGGCCAGAUCCCCGGGAGGUCCUGUGGCCGCCGCAGCUAGGACAGAGGGAGGAGUGUGUUCGAAAGGGAAGAGAUCCUUUGACAGAGUGCGCCAACUUCGUGCGGGUGCUGCAGCCUCACAACCGGACCCACCUGCUAGCCUGUGGCACUGGGGCGUUCCAGCCCACCUGCGCGCUCAUCACAGUGGGCCACCGUGGAGAACAUGUGCUCUACCUGGAGUCUGGCAGCGUAGAAAGCGGCCGGGGGCGGUGCCCUCACGAGCCCAGCCGUCCCUUUGCCAGCACCUUCGUAGACGGGGAGCUGUACACGGGUCUCACUGCUGACUUCCUGGGGCGAGAGGCCAUGAUCUUCCGAAGUGGAGGUCCUCGGCCAGCUCUGCGUUCCGACUCUGACCAGAGCCUCUUGCACGACCCUCGGUUUGUGAUGGCCGCCCGGAUCCCUGAGAACUCUGACCAGGACAAUGACAAGGUGUACUUCUUCUUCUCGGAGACGGCCCCCUCGCCCGAUGGUGGCUCGAACCAUGUCACUGUCAGCCGCGUGGGCCGUGUCUGCGUGAAUGAUGCUGGGGGCCAGCGGGUGCUGGUGAACAAAUGGAGCACUUUCCUCAAGGCCAGGCUGGUCUGCUCCGUGCCCGGCCCUGGCGGUGCCGAGACCCACUUUGACCAGCUAGAGGAUGUGUUCCUGCUGUGGCCCAAGGCUGGGAAGAGCCUCGAGGUGUAUGCGCUGUUCAGCACCGUCAGUGCCGUGUUCCAGGGCUUCGCCAUCUGUGUGUACCACAUGGCAGACAUCUGGGAGGUCUUCAAUGGGCCCUUUGCCCACCGAGAUGGGCCUCAGCACCAAUGGGGGCCCUAUGGGGGCAAGGUGCCCUUCCCUCGCCCCGGCGUGUGCCCCAGCAAGAUGACCGCACAGCCAGGACGGCCUUUUGGCAGCACCAAGGACUACCCAGAUGAGGUGCUGCAGUUUGCCCGAGCCCACCCCCUCAUGUUCUGGCCUGUGAGGCCUCGGCAUGGCCGCCCUGUCCUUGUCAAGACCCAUCUGGCCCAGCACCUGCACCAGAUCGUGGUGGACCGCGUGGAGGCAGAAGAUGGGACCUACGAUGUCAUCUUCCUGGGGACUGACUCAGGCUCCGUGCUUAAAGUCAUCGCCCUCCAGGCAGGGGGCUCAGCUGAACCCGAGGAAGUGGUUCUGGAGGAGCUCCAGGUGUUUAAGGUGCCAACACCUAUCACUGAAAUGGAGAUCUCUGUCAAAAGGCAAAUGCUAUACGUGGGCUCUCGGCUGGGUGUGGCCCAGCUGCGGCUGCACCAAUGUGAGACUUACGGCACUGCCUGUGCAGAGUGCUGCUUGGCUCGGGACCCAUACUGUGCCUGGGACGGUGCCUCCUGUACCCACUACCGCCCCAGCCUUGGCAAGCGCCGGUUCCGCCGGCAGGACAUCCGGCACGGCAACCCUGCCCUGCAGUGCCUGAGCCAGAACCAGGAAGAAGAGGCAGUGGGACUUGUGGCGGCCACCACGGUCUACGGCACGGAGCACAACAGCACCUUCCUGGAGUGCCUGCCCAAGUCUCCCCAGGCUGCUGUGCGCUGGCUCUUGCAGAGGCCAGGGGAUGAGGGGCCUGACCAGGUGAAGACGGACGAGCGAGUCUUGCACACGGAGCGGGGGCUGCUGUUCCGCAGGCUCAGCCGUUUCGAUGCGGGCACCUACACCUGCACCACUCUGGAGCAUGGCUUCUCCCAGACUGUGGUCCGCCUGGCUCUGGUGGUGAUUGUGGCCUCACAGCUGGACAACCUGUUCCCUCCGGAGCCAAAGCCAGAGGAGCCCCCAGCCCGGGGAGGCCUGGCUUCCACCCCACCCAAGGCCUGGUACAAGGACAUCCUGCAGCUCAUUGGCUUCGCCAACCUGCCCCGGGUGGAUGAGUACUGUGAGCGCGUGUGGUGCAGGGGCACCACGGAAUGCUCAGGCUCCUUCCGGAGCCGGAGCCGGGGCAAGCAGGCCAAGGGCAAGAGCUGGGCAGGGCUGGAGCUAGGCAAGAAGAUGAAGAGCCGGAUGCAUGCUGAGCACAAUCGGACGCCCCGGGAGGUGGAGGCCAAGUAGAAGGGGGCAGAGGAGGGGUGGUUAGGAUGGGCUGGGGGGCCCACUAGCAGCCCCCAGCAUCUCCCACCCACCCAGCUAGGGCAGAGGGGUCAGGAUGUCUGUUUGCCUCUUAGAGACAGGUGUCUCUGCCCCCACACCGCUACUGGGCCAUCUGCAGAAAAGACUGGGGUCUAAUGGAGGGGCUGGGUUCUUGAGGGCUGGGUUCUUGAGGCCUGUUCCCUGCCCCUCUCUGUGCUCUUAGACCCAGCUGGAGCCAGCACCCUCUGGCUGCUGGCAGCCCCAAGGGAUCUGCCAUUUGUUCUCAGAGAUGGCCUGGCUUCCGGAGCACAUUUCCGGGUGUGCCCAGAGGCAAGAGGGUUGGGUGGUUCUUUCCCAGCCUACAGAACAAUGGCCAUUCUGAGUGACCCUCGGAGUGGGUGUGUGGGUGGGUCUAGUGGGUAUCCCAGUAGGGGGCCUGCAGGGAGCCAGAAGAGGGUGGAAAUGGCCUCUAAGCUAGCACCCUGUAAGAAGAGCCUACCUGACCGACUUGGGGAGGGAACACAGAGGUGUUGGGAAGGUGGAGCAACAAUGCACCUCCCCUCCUGUCACGCCGUGAUAUCCUGGUGGCUCCCUGCCACUGCCCACCGCCUCUUCUCCAUCUGAGAAUCACGGAGAGGUGUAGAUAAUCUAGAGGCAUAGACUGCUAGAGCCCCCGGGGAUCUGGGGUGGUCAGGGCUCAGGCUUCACUUUGUAAACCAGGUGGGGGCAUCUCACAGCCUGACUUCCCUUCCCCAGGCCAGGGUUGCUGGGAUGCCUGCCCCUCCUGAGAGGACCCCCUCCCCACUGUCAGGCUCUCCAUGUCCACGAGCGGGGAGGGGUGGGUUCUGGGGCAUUGUUGUCCUUUGUGUCUGUGGACUAGAGAUAGGGCGGGGGAGCUGGGGAAGGGUGCAGGCGGGAAGAGUGGGCUGUCUUUCCUAGGGUGAUGCAAGCAUGCCACAGCCCUGGAGGCUGGGAAUGUGGAGGCUCUGUGAGCCCUGCAGCCCUCAGAAUCAGGGCCAGGGAUGCAGAAGAUUGAGAGGAUAUGGAGAUGGAGAGAGGGCAAGAGACCCUUAGGAUAGACUGUGGGACCCAGGCAGGAACGGGUGUCCACAAGAACUCAGGAUGGCAUCAGUUAGCUCAGAAGCCAUCUGGAAGACCCAGUGUUUCCAUCUCUGGAAUCUCUAUUUUAUGCUAAAUGGAUUUAGGAAGACUGUUUUUCUUUUAAGGGGGAAACAAGGUAGAGAAAAAAACGAAGUGUAAGUCCUGCUGAUUCUUGGGGGUAAGGCUCGGAUGGCAAGGACGCAUUCUGCCUGGGCAUGUAGGGGAGGUGUUUUUGCCAUCAGCAGUUUCUCAGGCUGGGGACCACAGAGGGGAGGAGGAGGACUAAAUGAAAAGUUGUUCCCAGCCUGCACAUGAACACAUUCAUGACGCACAAAACUGACUGGAAGGAGAUAAGAGCACUGGGUUUGAGAUUCCCUCCAUUAAAACAACCAAGACAAAGAAAGGAGGGGAAAAAAAGAUAAAAAGCAAGCCAGGGUUCCCUGCCCCACUGAAACUCAAACCCAGACUGCCUUGGGUUUUAUCUUUCCCUUACCCCUGGCACCUCCAGAGAACUGGGACCUGAAAUUGUCCCUCCUUUCUCCCCUUAGACCAUGUAAUAAAUGAACCAGAAGCACUGAGAUUAACCUAUCAACGCCCUGAGAAGCCUUCCGGCCUGCGGUGCUGUCUGCUGGGAGGUCAGCUGGUCAAGGCAGAGGAGGAGAGGAGGAAAGGAUGGGGGCUGAAGAGCAGAAGGGAGGGGAGACAGAGGGGAUUAAAGAGAGGAGGAGAGAGUGCAGAGCUCCAGGAAAGGGUAUCAGAGCUGCAGCCAGCUCUGCCCUCUACCCUAGGGAAGCCAGAAAGACACAAACAGCCCUCUGGGCCUUUACGCUGGACUCUGGCUUGGCAGGCUCCAGGCAGGGUCCUCUGGGAAGUUACUCUAGAAAACGAAGGGAGGAGGAGCACAAGAUCCUCAGCAACGAACACCUGCACUUAGAAAAAGUGGACAGCUUCUGCCAACCACACCCUACCCAUGGUACUGUAUGCUACUAACUCCUGGAAACGCCCUGUAAAUGCGAGUUGUUUUUGUAUUUGUAUGUUGAGAUGGGCCUUGUGGUUUCUCUGUUCUCAGAGCACAUUUCUUGUAAUUACUGUUGUUAUUUUUAUUGUCAUGACUGCCCCUGAGCUCUGGUGAGAAAAGCUGAAUUUACAAGGAAAGGGAUGAAGUUAAUAUUUGUAUCACAUAAUUAUAUCGUUACUGUGUA